This is a messenger RNA of Vespa velutina, 773 nucleotides long. RefSeq lists its product as uncharacterized. The transcript is spliced from 3 exons. The record is from RefSeq and is a predicted model, not a curated record. Bases 280 to 666 code for a protein of 128 amino acids. NCBI's taxonomy places the organism in Eukaryota, Metazoa, Arthropoda, Insecta, Hymenoptera, Vespidae.
AUAUAUGUUCAAAAAAUUAUAUUCCUCUAUGGAUUAUAAUCGAUACUGUCAAUUUUUGAAAUUUCACAGUAACAUUUCAAUAUGGUGCUAUAACAAAUAUUCUAAUUGUUCUUUUCAUUAGCAAGUAUUUGGUUUUGCUGAUGAAAAUUUUCCAUUUCCACUUCCAAAUACAGAAAGUAUAUAUUAUGAACCACUCUCACAUAGAUAAGUGGGAGUAGUGUUAAUAAUAGGUCUUCAGGCCUAUAAAAGUGCUGACAAAAGUAUUAAAUAUCAUUCAAAAUGUAUAGUAGUGAAAAAUAUGGUCAGCCCUUUGUGGCUCCUGUUCGAUUGUUUUAUAUACUGUUAAUUUUCAUGUGUUUGUCGACUGAAAUAAUCACAAUACCGUUAUCUACAUCUAUGCAAAAAUAUCAAGAUUAUACUACAGAGAAUAUGUUGGCAGAAAACUCAACAGAUGACAACUUAUACAUUAUAAGAGCAGUAGUAUAUGAAAUUGGAGUUUUGACGGAUACUAAUAAUAGUACUGAUGAAAAUCCAGAAAGAAAUGAAGAAGUUAACAUUUCAAUUUAUAAUCCACCGCAUAAAGAAAAUGGAUUGUUAGAUUUGGAUAAAGUUUCAGUAUCAACUGAAAAUACUUUGAGUACAGAAGAAAGUAAUGCAGGAACAUAAUAUAAUAAUACGAUAGAAAGUAAUUUUCAUUAAUGAUAUGCAGUUGAAUGAAAAAAAUUAAUUAUUUAAUGUGUACAUAUAUGUUUAAUUAUUUAUAAAUUAAAUAU